UAUAUAGCAGAAGCUGUGUACUUGCUGUGUUGUGCUGAGAGCUGCUGCUUUGCUAGUUCUGACACAAGUGGAGAGCAUGCAUAUACGUUUGUGAUUUCUUCUUUAAUAAAAAAAAGAACCCAGCAAUUCAGCACCGACCUUGGAUCCUUGAAUUUUGUUGUCCCCGGGUAGCUAGGCAAUGGAGCAAUGCGCCGACGACCACGGUGGGCAGGUCCCGAGGCUUGAGGGCAUCGAGGAAGAAGGCAGCCCAGCCGAUAAGUGGGCUCCGACGACUGUCCGGCCACCGGAGACACCGACGGAGACGAUGGAGUUCCUGGCAAGGUCCUGGAGCCUCUCGGCGGCAGAGAUCUCCAAGGCCCUCAGGGCGCUCAGCUGCGGCAAUGCCGCCUCCGAUUCUCCUCCCGCUGUCGUCGCCACGUCCACGGCGGAGCGGCCGCCGCUUGGCAGUGAUCAUCGCCGCCUGUCUCUGCCGCAGAAGGCAGACGCGGCGGCUGGGGCUGGUGGUGAAGCCGGCGGAGGCACGAGCCAGCCCAUCUCUCCCAGGGUGCACCUGGGCGACGUGAAGCUGCUUCGCGCCGCGGGGAGAGGGAAGACGGUGGGCGCGUGGAUCAAGGAGCAGAGGGAGAAGAAGCGCGCCGAGGCCCGGUCCCGCAACGCGCAGGCGUACGCGGCCACGUCCGUGGCGGGCGUCGCGGCGGCGGUGGCGGCGCUGGUGGCCGGCGCGGUGUUCUCGUCGUCCUCGGCGGCGCCGGAGCAGCGGCCGGCCAAGGGCGACGGCGGCGGCGCCAAGACCGCGGCGGCCGUGGCGUCCGCGGCGGCGCUGGUGGCGUCGCACUGCGUGGAGAUGGCGCAGGCGAUCGGCGCCAGCCACGACCAGAUCCUGGCCGCCAUCCACUCGGCCGUGAACGCGCAGAGCAGCGGCGACGUCAUGGCGCUCACCGCAGGCGCGGCCACGGCUCUGCGCGGCGCCGCCAUGCUGAGGGCGAGGCUCCACAAGGAGAUCCAGGCGACUGCGUUGCCAGGCGACGGCAGGGAGCCGGAGAGGGACAUCUCGCCGCUGGUCUUCGUCUCCCGGGGCGGCGAGCUUCUGAAGCGCACCAGGCAGGGCGCCCUCCACUGGAAGCUCGUCACCGUGUACAUAAACUCCGGCUUCGAGGUGGUUCUCAAGAUGCAGAGUGCACAUAUGGCCGGCACCUUCAUCAAAACCAAAAAGUGUGUGGUUCUGGACGUGUGCUCGGAGAUACCGGCAUGGGCAGGCAGGGAGGUGGGCAGGAGGGGAUACUUGGGGAUCAGGACGGUGGAGAGGGUGAUCGAGUUCGAGGUCAGGAGCAGGCGCGAGCAGCGCAAGUGGGUGCAGGGCAUCACGGGGAUGCUGCUUCGCCGCGACAGCAUCAACAAUGCCGCCUGCUUGUAAUUGUAUAAAUAAUUAAAUGAAGAAAUAAAUCCGGCGCUCGACCUUCUUUCUGCUCUGCUUGUAUAUCUGGAACUUUUGUGUAGAAACUAGCGGAAGGAAACAAAGUUUUUAAAACGAAA
This is a messenger RNA of Zea mays, 1533 nucleotides long. RefSeq lists its product as uncharacterized. The transcript is spliced from 5 exons. Bases 179 to 1414 code for a protein of 411 amino acids. NCBI's taxonomy places the organism in Eukaryota, Viridiplantae, Streptophyta, Magnoliopsida, Poales, Poaceae. The record is from RefSeq and is a predicted model, not a curated record.